AUGUUUUUCCCCGUUUUUAUUUGUUUCUUUUUAAAAUUCUCUAUAUAUUCUUUUCUUUCUUUCAAAUACAUUUUUAAAAAAUGUAAUUUCCCCUUUUCGCUAAUAAAACGUUCUGAUUAUUACUUUUUCUCCCUUACCUUCUUCUACCUUCUCUUUCUUUUCCCUUUGUUUUUCUCUUUUUCAACCUCCUUUUCUUUCCUGUUCAACAAUCUUUCUCUUUUAUUCCUCUAUCUUUCAGUUGAUCACUCUCGCCUGUUUCUAUUGUUCAUCUGCUACAUUUACUUUCAUUCUCAUUUACAAUAUACAUUCUUUCUUUUAUUUUUGUCGAAUCUUUUCUCUUCCUCUCCUUUUUUUUCUCCUCCAACUUUUUCAUUUUUCUUUCUUACCCUUCUUGGUCCUUUUCUUCACCUUUCUCCUCACCGUUUGUGCCUACCACUAAAUACUUUUUUUACCCAUCAAUUCAAUAUCACACAUCAUCAUCCUCUCUCUAGUCUACUUUUAUUCCAAUUCCAUCAUUACGCAGUAGAAAUUGCAGCAGUGGCAACAGCAGCAGCCGUCCUAUCGAUUUUACCCACUUCUCCUUUCUUCCUCUCAACUGCUCAGAUCUUUUAUCCAUUUUCCACUCCUUUUUUUUCUCUCACUUUCUCUUCUUUUAAUCCCCCGCCACAACGUUCAUGUCUCGCACCUCCUCUACUAUUGAGUAUUCAACCUCCAACCCUCUUUUCCCACCCAUAUACACCCUCGUCACGGGGGUGGGGGCAGCAAUGGCUUCUGUCGCUAGGCAACAAGUCUACCGCAUUAGAAUUUAUAUUGAUCCCGAUGUUCAGCUUUCUAGCUCGGCCUGUGUACGCUAUAGGCUUAAAAUGUCUCUCUUGUGAUAUAAAUAAGGUGUCGUGA
This is a messenger RNA of Acanthosepion pharaonis, 897 nucleotides long. The record is from the annotation of a GenBank genome assembly. NCBI's taxonomy places the organism in Eukaryota, Metazoa, Mollusca, Cephalopoda, Sepiida, Sepiidae.